AUGAGCUCGUCGCAUCCCGAUACCGCGCCUGCCGGAACUCAGGCGGUAGAAACGGUUUCCUCGCCCACACUCAUGUCUCCGCCACGCAGCAAAACUCCACCCACCAUCACUGGAAAGCGAUCGCAUAGCGAGGCGCAAACGGCCGCGGCGAACAGCGGCGCAAAUCUGGUUGGAAGUGAGGCAGUCUCGGCGGCCGCACUGAACAAGGCACUUAGAGAAGUUGAGAAGUCCGGUCAGCGUCGAGUCAGUACACCAGCCGCAAGUCCAAGCAGGAAGCGACAAAAAGUGCAAGCUGGGGAUCGCUUCAUACCAAACAGAGCUGGCCAGGAUCUCUCUGCCAGCUACAACCUCCUACACGAAGAUGGAUCGCCCGCGACGCCAUCAAAGCUCAAUCGGAAAGCUACUGGCGAUCUCCACUUUCAGAAGCGCGAUGCCAAUCGCACAUAUUCGUCCAUUUUGCGGUCAGAGAUGUUCGACAAUGAGGUGCCGCAGGUCUUGAACGAUCGUUCUGGUUCAAGAGCACAGACGCCGCCAGUGAGCGGUCCGAGCUCUACAUCGUUGUACACGGGCACGACUCUCACACCCUCCACCCCCCACAAGAACUUGUUCUCCUACGGUGCAAACCCACCGGUUUCCCUCACCCCGCGAUCCAUCUCUCGCAGCGAGCGAGGACCGAAUCUCAACUCUCGAUCGGAGAUUUACAGUCUAUCGCCAGUCAAACAUUCAUCACAGUCAAUGCUCCUGUCUCCUCGGAAAACGCCGCGAGCGGUUAGUAAGGUUCCAUACAAAGUACUUGAUGCGCCGGAUUUGGCAGACGACUUCUAUCUAAAUCUCGUUGACUGGGGAUCGAACGAUGUGCUUGCAGUGGGACUUGGUCCCUCCGUGUACCUUUGGAACCGCGAGAGUGGCAAGGUGACAACAUUAUGCACCCUUGACAACGACGUAGUCACGAGCGUGAGCUGGAUUCAACGGGGAACACAUCUUGCGAUUGGAACAUCAAAAGGCUUGCUUCACAUAUGGGACACCCUUGCUCAAAAGCGAUUGCGGACAAUGACUGGCCAUUCGGCCCGUAUAAGCAGUCUCGCAUGGAAUGCACACAUUCUUUCCACCGGAUCAAGAGACCGCACGAUAUUGCAUCGCGACGUGCGGAUGCCAACCAUGUAUCUUCGACGGUUGACGGGCCACAAGCAAGAAGUCUGUGGCCUAAAGUGGAACUCUGAUACUGAGCAGCUCGCAUCUGGAGGCAACGACAACAAAAUUUUCAUUUGGGAUCGAAUGGACGAGCGUUGGCAGCAUAGAUGGGGAGAGCAAGAGGGUGGGCACAAGGCUGCAGUCAAAGCCAUCGCGUGGAAUCCCCACCAGCGCGGUGUGCUCGCAUCAGGAGGUGGAACCGCUGAUCGGUGCAUCAAAUUCUGGAAUACAAUAUCCACCGCGCAAACAUCCGCCGUGAGAUCUCUCCCUACCGAGCAGACUUCACUUGGUCUUGGUCUUUCCACGUCGCCACUACCGGAUGACUUCGACACGCCACAGAUGACCAAUCCUCACCUUCUGAGCUCACACGACACAGGAAGUCAAGUUUGCAAUCUGCUCUUCUCGCAGCGUACUGCAGAGCUUGUAAGCACGCAUGGCUACUCGCAACAUGCCAUCAACAUCUGGAAAUAUCCAAGCAUGAACCAGGUUGUCAGUCUGACCGGCCAUACCUAUCGGGUCCUCUAUCUUAGCAUGAGUCCGGAUGGUGCCAUCAUUGUCACUGGUGCGGGCGACGAAACGCUGAGGUUUUGGGACGUUUUCAACCGGCCCAAUAAGGAGGCUAAGCGCGGCAUCGUUGGGGAAUGGGGCGUGAUCAGGUAG
Messenger RNA from Ramularia collo-cygni, 1851 nucleotides. RefSeq names its product related to anaphase promoting complex, Cdc20, Cdh1, and Ama1 subunits. Lineage: Eukaryota; Fungi; Ascomycota; Dothideomycetes; Mycosphaerellales; Mycosphaerellaceae. Gene Ontology annotation, biological process: positive regulation of ubiquitin protein ligase activity; positive regulation of anaphase-promoting complex-dependent catabolic process; anaphase-promoting complex-dependent catabolic process. Gene Ontology annotation, cellular component: anaphase-promoting complex. The transcript has a single exon. The record is from RefSeq and is a predicted model, not a curated record. Bases 1 to 1851 code for a protein of 616 amino acids. Gene Ontology annotation, molecular function: anaphase-promoting complex binding; ubiquitin ligase activator activity; protein binding.